AGAAUUAUGAAGUUCAAACGCCUAAAAAAUCGAUACUUCGAUCAACCUCUCGAGCUACAUCUAAUCCAGCCUCAUUUGAAGCAGAAGAAGAAGAAUAUGAUAAUGAUGUGGGUGAAACUGACUUGUCAACAAGUGUUUCGCUGGUUAAUCUACGAUCUACAUCUCCUGAAAUUCGACGUCGACGAAACUCUACAAAUCGUUUAUCCGACUAUCCUAUGAAUGGUAAUCAUUCGGACAGUGAAAAUCCUGAGCAUACUUUAAAUCGUAGAACUGUAUUAUUUCUUGAUCAAGUUGCUGCACCCGACAGGAAUCGUACAUCAAGAACGCUGAAUAUCCCUUCAGAAAGUGCUAAUCGUAAUUAUUCUACUUAUUCUGGGCAUAGAUCACCAACAACAUUUUCACGUACAAUCAGUCCGUCGUCUUCAUCCUCUCUGGCUUCUUAUCCAGCGAACUAUGAACCGUCACCUUUGAUACGUAAAAAGACAUUUGAUGAUCCUGGAAUUGAAUUAGUCAGCUGUACACCGCUUCCAUAUUCAACAAUAAGUCAACCGGAACCAACAUCAAAAUUACAAAAAUUGAAAUCCGCACGUAAACAUCUACCCAAUGCACUGAAUGCAUUUCAUAAAAAGAGGAAAGACACUAGAAAACCAGGAAAGUUUAUGUUUUCAGUAAAUCAAGAAUCGGAUGGAAUUGAUAAAAAUAUGUACUUUUACGAGAAUAAUAUUAAUAAUAAUGAGUUACAUCAAGAAAAUAAUAAUAAUAGUAUCUAUGAAGAAUUACAACGUUUAGAAUCAAAUGAUGAGUCUGUUCAUGGUGUUCACGACAUGUUUGAUAUUAUAGAGAAUAGUGAAUAUUAUUCAACUCAAGGAAAAGGCAUAAAUCGAUUUGGAAACAGUGGAUAUGAUCAAAAAGGAUCAACGCUGACAACUACUCGUAUAACAACACCUGUCAAGAUCGAUCGUCAGAAUCCUGAUAUCCGUCAUGUCGGAAAUGACUCUCAAUUAAACCAGAUCAGAGUUACUGCCAAGAAUUCAAGUCAAUCUCGUCAACAGGAUAAGACACCAACAGGUAGUACAGAAACACUCGUCAGUAUGUCAAGACAACUACUAUCAGACGAUCGAGCCUAUUACGAUAUGCCACUUAUUUAUAGAAAUGGACAGAUGACCAGAGUUAAGCUACCAGAAUUUUCAUCAAGCACUCUUCGUAAUCCUGAAGCUUAUACUGAUCGAAUAAUUGAUAGAAGUCAAAGUGCUAUGAAAGCGUCAACCUCACCUACACAAAAAUAUAAUAUUACUAGCGUGAGUAAUACUAAUAAUAAUACUAACAAUAAUAAUUCACAUGCAAUAAACUCACAAUCUCCACGAAUUAUCUACGUAUCAAAACAACAUACAAUUAAUCCUGACCUUAGUAAUAAUGCUCCGACAGUGAAUCGUAACAGAGUCAUUUCAAUUUCAACAAUGUCUGAACCAAGUACACCAAGAAUGUAUUCAGUGCAUUCUGAGCAUAAAAUUGAACGAACUUAUACAAAUAAUCAAUAUAAUUACACUUCAGCUCCUAUGCCUUCACAAAUGCGCAAAGGAAGUGUUUCAAUUAUACACUAUGAUACUACUAAUAAUCAUAACGACAAUUCUGACGAUGAUUAUACUAAUAAACGAGAAUAUAAUUUGUGAAAAUGAUCAAUCUAUUCAAAAAAAAAUUAUCUUCAUUGUUUAUUUAUUCUUUCAUUCAUAAGCAUUCUCGUUUUCGUUUGCUUCUAAUGUUAACAAUCAAUUUUCUUAACUCACCAUUUUUACGAGUUCAUAAUGCAUCUGACCAUCAUAUUACAUGCAGUUUAAAAGUGUAUAAAAUCAAUAACUUUCAGUCUGAUUUAGUAUGAAUCGAUAAAUAAUGAAUGUUUCAAGAAGGAAGCACUGAUUGACCAAUAAGAAUACGCUUUCUUCUUAUCAACACCCACACACACAAGAUGACCUUGAAGUGACUAUUAAUGAGCCAAUCAAAAGAGAGGAAAACUGUAUAAAUAAGAUCUAACUUUAUAAGAUAUUUAUUUUUCAACGGACUAGCCCAACAUUUCUGUGUUAUGUUAAAAUUAAUUUAUUCUCAUUAUUAUAUGUAUGUUGCAAUGAAAGCUCAUUUUUGUGCAAAAUAUUAGUUGUUUUUGAUGUAACGAACAUGCUUAAUUUUUUGGUUGGAAAAAAGAAAAUAUGAUAAGGUAGAUCACUUUUAAUUUCCAUUUUCUUUUUCUUACAACACGCAUAGUAACUCUACAGUUUUUUAAUCAUAAAUAUUGAGGAAUGUUCAUAGUAAAAGAAAUAAGAGACUUGUUAUAUGAAAUUUAAGAACCUUUUAGAAUUUAGUAGUAUCGUGUUUAUUUAUUGAACCUUUUUUAUGGGGAAAUUUCUUUCCUACAAGUGCUUGUCACACACACACAUAUACACACUGGAGAGUGUAAUCACUUGUUUAUUUUGAUCAGUUAUUUGAUUUUAUUGAUUUUUGUUGUAAUGUUGUAAAGAAAAGAAAUCUUUUCAUUCUGAGUGUUUUGUUUUAUCUCACCUUGAAUGAAAUUUACUUUAAUUGGGAGAAAUAUCUAAAUUUUUAGAGCA
Messenger RNA from Trichobilharzia regenti, 2600 nucleotides. The record is from the annotation of a GenBank genome assembly. Lineage: Eukaryota; Metazoa; Platyhelminthes; Trematoda; Strigeidida; Schistosomatidae.